This is a messenger RNA of Cygnus olor (mute swan), 2438 nucleotides long. RefSeq names its product BMP/retinoic acid inducible neural specific 3 (gene BRINP3). Bases 1 to 2088 code for a protein of 695 amino acids. Gene Ontology annotation, biological process: positive regulation of neuron differentiation; negative regulation of mitotic cell cycle. The transcript is spliced from 6 exons. The record is from RefSeq and is a predicted model, not a curated record. Lineage: Eukaryota; Metazoa; Chordata; Aves; Anseriformes; Anatidae.
AUGAGAAUCGCUUUACUUUGCAGAGAGUUUGGCCGCUGGAAAGUAAACAAUCUUGCUGUUGAAAGAAGAAAUUUCCUUGGCUCCCCACUGCCACUUGCCCCUGAAUUCUUCCGUAACAUAAGGCUACUAGGACGCCGCCCGACACUUCAACAGAUCACAGAAAACCUUAUCAAGAAGUAUGGGACACACUUCCUACUAUCAGCUACCUUGGGAGGAGAGGAGUCACUCACAAUUUUUGUGGACAAAAGGAAGCUGAGCAAGAGGUCAGAAGGAAGUGAUCCCAGCACCAACAGCUCUGCAGUGACUCUGGAGACUCUGCACCAGCUUGCAGCCUCCUACUUCAUUGACAGGGACAGCACUCUGCGCAGACUCCACCACAUCCAGAUAGCCUCCACUGCCAUAAAGGUAACAGAAACGCGGACUGGUCCUCUUGGCUGCAGUAACUAUGACAACCUAGAUUCUGUCAGUUCUGUUCUGGUUCAGAGUCCUGAAAAUAAGAUUCAGUUGCAAGGUCUUCAGGUCAUCCUCCCUGAGUAUCUUCAAGAACAUUUUGUCCAGGCAGCUCUGAGCUAUAUUGCCUGCAAUUCAGAGGGGGAGUUCAUUUGCAAGGACAAUGACUGCUGGUGUCAGUGUGGCCCCAAAUUCCCAGAGUGCAACUGUCCCUACAUGGACAUUCAAGCCAUGGAAGAAAAUCUGCUCCGCAUAAGUGAAACUUGGAACGCAUACAACAGUGAAUUUGAAGAAUCUGAUGAAUUCAAAUUAUUUAUGAAGAGGCUGCCCAUGAAUUAUUUCUUGAACACAUCUACUGUAAUGCAUUUGUGGACAAUGGAUUCUAAUUUUCAACGUCGCUAUGAGCAACUAGAAAACAGCAUGAAGCAGCUCUUCCUCAAGGCACAGAAAAUUGUUCACAAGCUCUUUGGCCUUAGUAAGAGAUGCCAUAAACAGCCACUCAUCCGCAUGCCAAGGCAAAGAUCUUCCAACUAUUGGCUCAACCGCAUCCAGUCCUUUCUCUACUGCAAUGAAAAUGGCCUCCUGGGGAGCUUUUCUGAAGAGACUCACACAUGUACCUGCCCUAAUGAUCAAGUUGCCUGCCAUGGGUUCCUUCCCUGCACGAUUGGAGAUGGUUCUGCAUGUUUGAGCUGUGCCCCUGACAACCGCACCCGCUGUGGGAGCUGCAAUGCUGGAUACAUGCUAAGCCAAGGGAUUUGCAAGCCUGAAGUGGCAGAAUCAACAGAACACUACAUUGGGUUUGAGACUGAUCUUCAGGACUUGGAAAUGAAGUAUUUACUGCAGAAGACAGAUCGGAGAAUUGAGGUCCAUGCAAUUUUCAUCAGCAAUGACAUGCGCCUCAACAGCUGGUUUGAUCCUUCCUGGCGCAAGCGGAUGCUCCUUACCCUUAAGAGUAACAAGUACAAGUCUAGCCUGGUUCAUAUGAUACUGGGCCUCUCUCUUCAAAUCUGCCUAACUAAAAACAGCACCUUAGAGCCUGUUCUUGCUGUUUACAUCAACCCUUUUGGGGGCAGCCACUCUGAGAGCUGGUUUAUGCCUGUGAAUGAAAAUAAUUUCCCAGACUGGGAGCGGACUAAGCUGGACUUACCCCUUCAGUGUUAUAACUGGACACUGACUCUGGGCAACAAGUGGAAGACAUUUUUUGAAACAGUACACAUCUAUCUGAGGAGUCGAAUAAAGUCAAAUGGUCCAAAUGGCAAUGAGAGCAUCUACUAUGAACCCCUGGAAUUUAUUGAUCCCUCAAGAAAUCUGGGCUACAUGAAAAUCAAUAACAUCCAAGUGUUUGGCUACAGCAUGCACUUUGACCCAGAAGCAAUUCGAGACUUGAUUUUGCAGCUGGACUACCCCUAUACUCAGGGAUCACAGGACUCAGCACUUUUGCAGCUGUUAGAGAUACGUGAUCGUGUAAAUAAACUCUCUCCACCUGGUCAACGUCGUCUAGACCUCUUCUCUUGCUUGCUCCGUCAUAGACUCAAACUGUCUACCAGUGAAGUGGUGAGGAUUCAAUCUGCUUUGCAGGCAUUUAAUGCCAAAUUGCCAAACACAGUGGAUUAUGACACAACCAAAUUAUGUAGUUAACCAUAAAUGUGAAGCACAACACAAAACCUUGAAGGAGUUUUUACAGUGCUUUUGUGGAACAGUUUAUGUUUGGAAGAGUAAAUUUAAAUUGUCUUUUCAAUAUCUGUCUUAUAUCAGUCAAUACUGUUGGAUGGCAAUUUACACACAUGAACUUGCUGACAAUGAAUAUAUUAUACCUGCAGUUUUGGUUUAUGAAUGAAAUAAAUACUGACACCAGUCUAGAAGACAUUCUACUUUUUACAAUAAAUUUCAUUUGUAAUUUUAUAUGUUCCGUGGCAAUGCUUUUGUGCAUUACAUCCUCUAGAGGGAACAUAGAAGGAUACCAAUAAAAUUUUGUAGCUGAACAGUUA